AGUCGAAUGAUUCGAUUGAAUGAUCAAUCGGAAGCUGGCACCGCGUGACAAUUGACGAACCGGAGCUUCAGCACAGAUCAAGAAAGCUUUCUGCUCUCCUUGUUGCUGUUGUUGUUGCUGUUGUUGUUGCUGCUGGUAGUUGAGAACCCCUUCAGCUAUUCUGUUGUGGUAGUAGCAUAGGCUCUACUGACUAUAGCUAGUAGCUAGAUUGCAUCACCAAGAUGUGUUUUCUUCCGCAAUGUUUUACUAUUUCAACCAGUGAAGUCGGGAUCAUCGAGCGCUGGGGCAAGUACGACCGACUGGCCAAGGCUGGUUGUCACGUUGUGUGUCCUCCCAUGGACCUGCUUGUAGGGACUCUGAGUUUCCGUGUCCAAGAAUUGAACGUGCGGGUCGAGAGCAAGACGCUCGACAACGUCUUUUUGACAGCUACUGUCAGUGUCCAGUAUUGUAUCUUGGCAGAGAAGGUCACAGAAGCCUUUUACGAGCUCACAAACCCUUCGCAGCAAAUCACAGCCCAUGUGUAUGAUGUGAUGCGUUCCCAGCUCCCCACGUUGGAAUUGGAUGCCGUGUUUGAAGCCAAGGAGGAUCUGGCCUUGGCUGUCAAGAACGCACUUGCCAAUGUUAUGUCAAACUACGGAUAUAGCAUCAUUCAGGCUCUCAUUACGGAUUUGGAUCCAGAUGAAAAGGUCAAGGCGGCAAUGAACGAAAUCAACUCUUCCAAGCGACUCAAGUUUGCUGUGGCAGAGAGAGCAGAGGGAGAAAAGAUUCUCGAGGUCAAGCGAGCUGAGGCCGAAGCAAAUGCAAAGUACUUGUCCGGUGUGGGUGUGGCCAAACAGCGAAAGGCCAUUGUCGAUGGGUUGCGGACAUCGAUUGUCAACUUUCAUGAUAGUGUAGAGGGUUCCUCCACUAAGGAUGUCAUGGACUUGUUGCUUUUGACUCAGUACUUUGAUAUGAUUCGUGAUGUGGGCAGUGCGGGUCAUUGCAAGACGACGUUUGUUCCCACCAGCCGAACUCUUGGGGAUGAUGUGCGCAACAGUCUACUGCAAGCCAAUGGUUAGGCAAGCCGUGGACUCGGCACCGGUAUCGUGCAUACUCCCAAGUAUGCUUUGCUGGUGAUAUCGUGCUCUAGAUGUUUCAUGGUUGGUGGGAAGAUCAUUGGUGCAAGGGCGGCAAACCUUCAGAAUUACGUGUAUUCACAGUAUCAAAAACAAUCUGCAUUAGAGACCAGAUCAACGUCGCCUUGUUCCGUCAAUUUGGAGGUUUCGCCUCCCGUAGUCCUCUUUCGAUCUAAUACCAAGUUUGCAAAAUAAUGUACAAGUUGUUCCUUUGUGCGUUCAAUUGCCCAAUAGAAACACAAUCCAAACAGUACGACUGUACAUGUACAAUCCAUUU
Seminavis robusta is the source of this 1392-nucleotide messenger RNA. NCBI's taxonomy places the organism in Eukaryota, Bacillariophyta, Bacillariophyceae, Naviculales, Naviculaceae. The record is from the annotation of a GenBank genome assembly.